This is a messenger RNA of Limanda limanda (common dab), 13984 nucleotides long. Its product is annotated as ankyrin-3-like. Gene Ontology annotation, molecular function: protein binding. The record is from RefSeq and is a predicted model, not a curated record. Gene Ontology annotation, biological process: signal transduction. Bases 1 to 12474 code for a protein of 4157 amino acids. NCBI's taxonomy places the organism in Eukaryota, Metazoa, Chordata, Actinopteri, Pleuronectiformes, Pleuronectidae. The transcript is spliced from 51 exons.
AUGGCGCACGCCGCCUCGCAGAUAAAGAAAAGGGCGGACGAGAACAUCAAUGCUGUGGAGGACGAGAAGGAGAAGAAGAAGGCGGCCAGGAAGAAGACUCGCGAAGCAAAGAGAAAGACGGAUAUAAAUGCCUGUUAUCUGCGAUCAGCUCGGGCCGGGAACCUGGAGAAAGCUUUGGACUACCUGAAAAAUGGAGUCGACAUCAACAUAUGCAAUCAGAACGGCCUGAACGCUCUUCAUCUGGCCUCAAAGGAGGGACACGUGGAGGUGGUGGCUGAACUCAUCAAGCAGGGCGCCAACGUGGACGCAGCAACCAAGAAAGGAAACACAGCGCUGCACAUAGCUUCUCUCGCCGGACAGACGGACGUGGUGAAGGAGCUGGUGACUCACGGAGCCAACGUCAAUGCACAGUCUCAGAAUGGCUUCACUCCGCUCUACAUGGCGGCGCAGGAGAACCACAUGGUCGUGGUCCAGUACUUAUUGGACCACGGCUCCAGUCAGAGCAUCGCCACCGAGGACGGGUUCACUCCCCUGGCGGUGGCGCUGCAGCAAGGCCACGACCAGGUGGUUUCCCUCCUGCUGGAGAACGACACCAAGGGGAAGGUCCGCCUCCCGGCGUUGCACAUCGCCGCACGGAAGGACGACACCAAGGCCGCCGCCCUCCUCCUCCAGACCGACCACAACGCCGACGUGGAGUCCAAGAUGAUGGUGAAUAGAACAACAGAGAGCGGCUUCACUCCUCUUCACAUCGCGGCUCACUACGGAAACAUCAACGUGGCAACGCUGCUGCUGAACAGGGGAGCAGCUGUGGACUUCAAGGCGAGGAACGACAUCACGCCGAUGCACGUGGCGUCCAAACGAGGGAACGGCAACAUGGUGCGACUGCUGCUGGAGAGGGGGGGCAAGAUAGAUGCACGGACCAAGGACGGUCUGACUCCUCUUCACUGUGGAGCUCGGAGUGGUCACGAGCAGGUGGUGGAGAUGCUGCUGGACAGAGGAGCUCCGAUACUAUCCAAGACCAAGAACGGGUUGUCUCCGCUCCACAUGGCGACGCAAGGCGACCACCUGAACUGCGUCCAGCUGCUGCUGCACCACGAGGUUCCCGUGGACGACGUGACCAACGACUACCUGACGGCGCUGCACGUAGCGGCGCACUGCGGACACUACAAGGUCGCCAAGGUCAUCGUGGACAAGAAGGCCAACCCCAACGCCAAGGCUCUGAAUGGUUUCACGCCGCUGCACAUCGCCUGUAAGAAGAACCGAGUGAAGGUGAUGGAGCUGCUUCUGAAGCAUGGAGCAUCCAUCCAGGCCGUCACAGAGUCGGGUCUGACUCCGAUCCACGUCGCUGCAUUUAUGGGACAUGAAAACAUCGUCCACCAGCUGAUCAACCACGGAGCUUCACCAAACACAAGCAAUGUGAGGGGGGAGACGGCGCUCCACAUGGCGGCGAGGGCGGGACAAUCAAACGUGGUUCGAUACCUCGUCCAGAACGGAGCUCGAGUGGACGCCAAGGCCAAGGACGACCAGACGCCGCUGCACAUCUCGAGCCGCCUCGGUAAACAGGACAUCAUCCUCCAGCUGCUCGCCAACGGGGCGCACCCGGACGCCACCACCAGCUCCGGGUACACGCCGCUGCACCUCGCCGCCCGGGAGGGACACCGGGACGUGGCCGCCACGCUGCUGGACCAGGGAGCGAGUCAGGGCGUUACCACCAAGAAAGGCUUCACUCCUUUACAUGUGGCAGCAAAGUACGGGAAGAUCGAGGUCGCAAACCUGCUGCUGCAGAAGAGCGCUCCGGCCGACGCCGCUGGGAAGAGUGGACUAACUCCACUGCAUGUGGCAGCGCACUAUGAUAACCAGAAGGUGGCGCUGCUCCUGCUCAACCAGGGAGCCUCGCCGCACGCUGCUGCGAAGAACGGUUACACGCCGCUCCACAUCGCGGCGAAGAAGAACCAGAUGGAGAUCGCCACCACGCUGCUGGAGUACGGCGCCUCCACCAACACGGUGACGCGGCAGGGCAUCACUCCUCUGCACCUCGCCGCGCAGGAAGGGAACGUGGACAUCGUGACGCUGCUGCUGGCCCGAGACGCUCCCAUCGACACGGGCAACAAGUCCGGUCUGACUCCGCUCCACCUGGCGGCCCAGGAGGAUAAAGUCAACGUGGCCGAGGUCUUAGUGAACCAGGGAGCGACUGUUGACCCUGAGACCAAGCUGGGAUACACUCCUCUUCAUGUGGCCUGUCACUAUGGCAACGUGAAGAUGGUCAACUUCCUCCUGAAAAACCAGGCGAAGGUCAACGCCAAGACCAAGAACGGUUACUCUCCUCUGCACCAGGCUGCACAGCAGGGACACACACACAUCAUCAACUUACUGCUGCAUCACGGAGCUUCGCCCAACGAGCUCACCACUAAUGGAAACAGUGCUCUGUCCAUCGCCCGGAGGCUCGGCUACAUCUCUGUGGUGGACACACUCAAAGUGGUCACAGAGGAAACUCUGACCACUCAGACGGUGACGGAGAAGCACCGGAUGAACGUUCCAGAGACGAUGAACGAGGUGUUGGACAUGUCCGACGACGAAGUCCGUAAAGCCAAUGUCCCCGAAAUGAUCACAGAGGACUAUUUAUCUGAUGUGGAAGAAGAGAUGGAUGUUGGAAAUAUCUGCAUCAACUAUUCCUGUGACGAUGCCAUGACGGGGGACACAGAUAAGUAUCUGGCCCCCCAGGACCUGCGGGAGCUGGGGGACGACUCGCUCCCUCAGGAGGGCUACAUGGGCUUCAGCGUCGGGGCCCGGUCACAGAGCCUGCGUUCCUUCAGUUCUGAUAGGUCCAACACGCUGAACCGCAGCUCCUUCACCCGGGACAGCAUGAUGAUCGAGGAGAUGCUGGCGCCCAAUAAGGAGAUGAUGCUCCGUAAGGAAAAGUCUUUCUUUCUAGAGCAUCACAACAAGCACUUGGCGGUGGCCAAGGACUUUGACAGCGAGUCUCUGAGGAGGUACAGCUGGACGGGAGACGCUCUGGACAACGUCAACCUCGUCUCCUCGCCGAUACAUUCUGGUUUUUCCUCUCCGCUCCCGCAGUACGACAGCAGGUUCCUGGUCAGCUUCAUGGUCGACGCCAGGGGCGGCUCCAUGAGAGGAAGUCGCCACAACGGCAUGCGCAUCAUCAUCCCGCCCAGGAAGUGCACGGCGCCCACCAGGAUCACGUGUCGCCUGGUGAAGAGGCACAAGCUGGCGUCGCCUCCUCCCAUGGUGGAAGGAGAAGGCCUGGCCAGCCGAUUGGUCGAGGUCGGUCCGGCCGGAGCUCAGUUCCUCGGGCCAGUGAUAGUGGAGAUCCCUCACUUUGGCUCGAUGCGGGGCCAGGAGCGAGAGCUGAUCCUGCUGCGCAGCGAGAACGGAGAAACCUGGAAGGAGCAUCUGUACGACUGUAAGAACGACGACCUCAACCAGCUGCUGAACGGGAUGGAUGAAGAACUGGACAGUGCCGAUGAGCUGGAGAGGAAGAGGAUUUGCCGCAUCGUCACUAAGGACUUCCCUCAGUACUUUGCUGUGGUGUCUCGGAUCAGACAGGAGACCAAUCACAUGGGACCAGAGGGCGGGACCCUGUGCAGCCGGAGCGUCCCAUUGGUUCAGGCCUCCUUUCCUGAGGGGGCGCUAACCAAGAAGAUCAAAGUUGGACUGCAGGCUCAACCGGUUCCCGAUGAGACUGUUAAGAAAAUCCUUGGUAACCGAGCAACCUUCAGUCCUAUCGUUACCGUGGAGCCCAGGAGACGGAAGUUCCACAAGCCCAUCACCAUGACAAUCCCAGUCCCGCCCCUCUCGGGGGAGGGGCUUUCCAAUGGCUACAAGGGAGACAGCACCCCCUGCCUUCGCCUUCUCUGCAGCAUCACAGGUGGAACGUCCCCGGCACAAUGGGAAGACAUCACCGGCACAACUCCUCUCACCUUCAUCAGUGACUGCGUCUCCUUCACCACCAAUGUUUCUGCCAGGUUCUGGUUGGCCGACUGUCACCAGAUCCCGGAGACGGUGGGUUUGGCCAUGCAGCUGUACAGGGAGCUGAUCUGCGUGCCCUACAUGGCCAAGUUCGUAGUGUUCGCUAAGAUGAAUGACCCGGUGGAGUCCAGGCUGAGGUGCUUCUGCAUGACGGACGACAAGGUGGAUAAGACCCUGGAGCAGCAGGAGAACUUUGAGGAGGUGGCCAGGAGCAAAGACAUAGAGGUUCUGGAGGGCAGGCCCAUCUACGUGGACUGCUACGGAAACUUGUCUCCUCUGACUAAGUCUGGUCAGCAGUUAGUUCUCAACUUCUACGCCUUCAAGGAGAACCGUUUGCCCUUCUGCGUCAAGGUGAGGGACCCGAGCCAGGAGCCCUGCGGUCGUCUCACUUUCCUCAAAGAGUGUAAGAGCAUAAAAGGUGUCCCGCAGACGGCCGUGUGCAACCUGAACAUCACGCUUCCUGCGGUGAAGAAGGAAAUGGAGUCAGAUGCCGAGGAUGAGACUGAAAAGCCAGAGCGACGUCAUACCUUUGCAUCUCUAGCCUUACGUAAGCGCUACAGCUAUCUGGCCGAGCCUGCACUGAAAGCUGCAGUUGAGCGAAGCGCAGCCGCAAGAACACUGCCUGCUGGUUACCCUCACAAACCUGUCUUUCCAACCAGACCUUUCCCACCGUGGUCGACUGCUCCUAUUACCGUCCCUGGUCAGACGAAGCACAUCGGACUGGGGGGUUCCCUCAGCUAUACCGAUUCAGCCUCACCAGCUGCUUCUCCAAUGAGAUCGACCUGGCCCCUCGCCUCCCCAUCACCUGCAUGCGCUGCAACUAUCAAAGCCACCCUGGGAGCUCCACCAGCACCACCUAACCUGUCAUCCCCAGUUAAAUCAUUUAGUGACAAAGUGAACUCAUCCCCCAUCAGGUCCUACAGGACUAUGCCUUCGCCCAUUAAAACCGUUGUCCAGCAGGGUCAGUACCCUGUCCAGGGAUCUGCCAGCCUCGUGUCCUCUGGAAGUCCCCAUAAGCCUGCGACAGAUCCAGCUUCUAUCAAGAACCUCGCUUCCGCUUACACAUCACGGACUUCCCCACUUCACUCAAUACCCAAUGGUUCUGUGUCAGAGAGGUCCUCAGCUCCCAUUACUGCUCCAGCAUCACCAAAGACACUUUACAACAUGUACAAUGCUAAUCUGCCUUUUAAAACUACCCAUGGCUCCACAGUUGUGCCAGAACCAGGGACAUCUAACCUUCCCUCUGUUAAAAGCAUCUCCAGCAUGUCUUCUUUGAAAACCUGUGGCGAUUCAACACUUUCAUCCCAAGGAGGGAGAUCCACCCUCUCGUCUCUCUCCUCAAAUGGGCAAACAACCAUUGCUUCCUCAGAAAUGUAUUCAGAAAUGAUGAAUGGAUCAGUUUCACCUGUUAAAUACCCUUCCUCCUCCUCCUCUACACCAUCCUCCUCCUCCUCUUCUCGUAUUCCCUCUGAGAGGAGUUGCAGUCUGCAGGAGAGGAUCCAGGCCACCACCCAUGCGGCAACGUCUGGUGUCAGUGCGGCUAUAAAUGAAGCUAUGGACACGUGCUCUGUUUCGGGUUAUGGCACUCUUAAAUCACGGUCCUCCUCACGUAGAUCUGCAACAGCAAGCUCUGCUUAUGGUUCUCUGAGAUCUGGAGCUUCUUCUUCCAACUCCACAGUUUCAUCUAAUACAGUGACUGUGCCGGUGUAUUCGUUGCUCAACAUGAUCCCAGAGACUCCUGUCAGAUCAGGGCCAGGAUCUCUCAAAAUGGCACUGCCGGAUUCCCCUCAUGCCUCCUUCCCAUCGUCCUCUUUGUCUUCAUGUCUCACCACAACAAAAAUCAAUUCCCAAUUGAAAUCCCCACCAUUUAUCACACCAGCCAUCAUCCACCCAACAGCAACUUCCAACCAGGAGAUAUUAAAAGAUGUAGCUGACAUGAAAGAGGAUCUGAUGAGAAUGACAGCUAUCUUACAGACAGACACACAGACAGCCGCCAAAACUGUUCAGACUUCACGUACUGGAACUCCAAAAGAGCCCAAGCUAGAGGAUGACGAGCCAUUUACCUUAGUGGAGAAAGUGAAAGAAGAUUUAGCAAAAGUCAGUGAGAUAUUACAGCAAGAUAUUGUGUGUGAACGUAGGACCAUUGUCAGUAGAGAGAGAGAGUCAGAGGAUGAAUGGGAGGAAUUUUCCAAAGAUGAGCUUGAUGAAGCACAAAAUAGUGCUUUCGCAGACUUUUACCCUCCAUUCGAGGAAAACACACUCCGUCUCAGGCAACACUCCAUGUCAAGCAGAGACUUAGAUUUGGCCAAAGUAGUAGAUUAUUUAACAAAUGACACAGGGGCCAACUCUGUCUCCAAAAUGAACGAAUUGAAAUGUCGGUAUGAGGAGGAGGCAAGAAGGGAAGGCGAAGAGAAACAGAAACGUGUUCUCAAGCCAUCUAUGUCCAUACAAGAGCACAAACUCAAAAUGCCUCCACCAGUCUCAGGCAUGCUACGGUCUCCCUCAGAGAAGGACCUAAGCAAACUUACAGAGUCAUAUCAAGGUUCGGAGUCUAUUUUGGAGUCUCCUGAGGACCUGUCUCACGAGCAAGAUAAGAGUCCCCUGUCAGACAGUGGGUUUGAGACGAGGAGUGAAAAGACACCCUCCGCUCCUCAGAGCGCAGAGAGCACUGGACCAAAGCCUUUAUUCACAGACUCCCCUAUCCCUCCCUGUGUCACUGAGACCAGGACCGAGGUGGUCCACAUCAGGAGCUAUGAGCAUCCUGAUGAUCCUUUUGAGCCUCUACUCAUGGAGGAGGCUGCAUAUGCCCCCCCUUCUUUAGCUCUAGAUGCAGCUUCAUCAAACUGCACCAAAGCCUUACAGUUGAAAAUACCAGAGGAGGACUCCAUGAUGAACAAAAGCAUGUGUCUCAAAGAGGAAACUCAUAUUACUACUACCACUAGAAUGGUCUAUCACAAGCCCCAACUGACCGAUGCUGCUGAGAUGAUAGAGGAAGGUAUGUCGGUCAGAGAUAUCAUGAAAGCUUUCCAGUCAGGGAGGGACCCAUCUAAAGAGCUGGCCGGGCUUUUUGAACACAAGGCUAGUCAGGAUUCUGUCAAGGGCGAUGAGUUGACUCCCAGAUUUCUAGACAGAGACAGUAAAUCUAAACCAAAAGUGGAAAGAAUAAUUGAGGUUCAUAUUGAAAAGGGCCACAGCACAGCCGAGCCGACUGAGGUUAUUUUUAGGGAAACUAAAAAACACCCGGAGCUUUAUGUCUACAAAGGGGAUCGUGGAAUUAAGGAACUUGGUGAUUACGAUGAGGUCCAACAGGAAGAAGAGGAGCUUACUGCCGAAGAAUCCCUGCCGACUUUUCUGGAAACAUCCAGAGUUAACACCCCGGUGUCACACGAGGAAGACAGUCGUCCAAGCUCCGCUCAGCUGAUGGCAGAUGAUUCUUAUAAAGCCCUUAAACUAUUGAGUCAGCAAUCCAUAGAAUACUGUGAUGAUGAGCUGUCAGAGAUCAGAGGAGAGUCAUAUAAGUAUGCAGAGAAAAUGCUUCUGUCAGAAAAACUUGAUGCGUCUUCCCUGUCUCACUCUGACACAGAGGAUACAACAGGGAUGACUGACAGAAACCACCAAUUUAUUUCAGAAGAGAUUGGUAGCCAUAGCUCUAAUAGCAUGAGUCAGCAGCGAGGAAGCCCCAAAAGAGAGUUUGUCUCUAAGUCAUCAAAAGAUGGGUCGGCUAAAUCUGGAAAAUUCGUGCACAGGGAUGACCCAUCUCAGUUUGACAAGGUGACAGUGCUUCAUUACUCCACAGAACCGGGUAGCCCCAAGCAUGCAGUGUGGAUGAGAUUUACUGAGGAUAAACAUGACAGAAGCAGGGAUAAGCUCCUUUAUGAGGAUAGGGUCGACCAAACUGUUAAGGAAGCUGAAGAAAAACUCAGUGAGGUAUCACAGUUCUUCCGAGACAAAACUGAGAAGCUCAACGAUGAGUUGCAGUCCCCUGAGAAAAAGCCUGUGAGACGGGAGAUAAAGGAGAACAGAUCUUGGCCUAGUUCAGCCUGCGGUAGCCCUGAGAAAAUACAACAGAAACCUAGGGCAGAGGAAGAAGGUAAAAGCAAAGUCAGAGAGCCCUCAGUUGUAAAAAUAAUAACUGAAAAGAAAAGUUGUAGCUUACCAAGCAGCCCUCAAAGAACAGUGCAGUCUAGUAUGAGUGAUAGUAAAAUCACACAACAAACUAAGACCAGUGAGUCUGCACCGUCUUCUCCCUCCCACGUAAAAUCAACAUCCAACGUCAGUUCUGUGAGGAUGAAAUUUGAAUCUGACGCUCAGAAACAAAGUCAGUCUAGUCCGAGAAAAAUUCCUCCUCCGGUGCAGCCGAAACCUUCAGUUAAAAAACUACAGGAGAGCAAACUUCCCGUUUUACAGUUUUUUGCAGGAGGAAAAGCGUCAAAUGUGUCUGAAAAAUCAGAAGAGGAUAGCAUGAAAAAUGAUGUUGAAAAGGACAAAUGUGCUACAUUAGAUAGGAGUAAACCUUCUCUAACGCCCACACCUCAAGUCCCAAAACAUACAGGAGACAAACCUUCAAAUAACAGAAUCCCAGAGGCUUCUAUCCAAAGACAAACUAGUGAAGUUGAGUUUCACAAAGCAACUACUAAAGCGAGAGAGAUUCAUUCCAGUGUUUCUCAGGAAAUUAAAGAAAGCAAUAAAGGUCAGAAAGUUCAGACACCUAUUGUUCAUCCUGACAAACUUAUAGAUAGUAAUACUAAGAGAUAUCAACAAAUCACAAAAAGUGAGUCAGCAUCCAAAGAGUUAGUAGCUGAGCUUCCCAAAAAAGAUGGUGAGGAACCGUUAAACAAAAAUCUCAGAAAAAAGACAGAUUCUCAAAUUCCUGUGAGAAAAGCCUCCUCUACAGCAGAAAGUGACCUCGCAAAGAAACAGACCGUAACCAAACCCUCACAGAUACCGACAUUAGCGAAAAGCAAAGUGCAGAUGAGUCUUGAGACAACCCCGCAAAAGACAAAUGAAAAUCUAUCCAUCGAAAUUCUAGAUAAUGCACUCAGAGAUUCCAACUCCAAUAAUCUCACGAGCCCUAGAGAAACGCUGGAGAAUGUCCUCACUCCUCCAGCUGCGAUAACAACCAAAGAGAACUUCAAGGGUAUUAAAACGCUACCGGUGUACGUCAGUGUCCAGGUGGGCAGGCAAGCGGAGAGGGAGGCGAAAGGAGCACUGUACACUGUCAAACAGAAUUCAAACUCAGCCCUCAGCCCCAUAAGCCCAGAUGAUGACACGCUCGAACAGGUGUCGUUCAUAGACAGCUCAGGGAAAAGCCCCCUUACCCCCGAGACCCCCAGCUCUGAGGAAGUCAGCUAUGACCUCAUGACCAGGACCACUGAUGGCUUCAUGGGAUUCAUACCGGGGAAACCCAGCCCCAUCCUGGAGUUAUCUGAGGAAUCGGAGGGGGAUGAACAAAGCAACACUGUUUUCUCUUUUACAGAGGCCCUGCCAGAAAGGAAAGCUAGCACCAUAGCAGACCUGGCUAAUGCUAAUAAGCAAGAAAUGGAAAUGAAUGAUAACCGUCAGGAAUUAGCAAUACUGUUCAACCAGCAAGAAGCAAGCAAUGGUGGACAAUAUGAUAUAACUGGGCAGGAGCAUCAAGAAGUCUCAAAGGACAAAGGUAUUGCAUAUAUUGAGUUCCCUCCCCCUCCCCCUCUGGACUCAACUUCAGAAAUAUCAGACUCAGAGAGGAAAGGUUCCUGUGCCUCGUCGGAGGCUGAUUCAGAAAUGAUGGAGGUUAACUUACAAGAAGAACAUGACAAGCAUCUGCAUCUGACCGAACCCAUUAUACGAAUUGUACCCCCUUCCCCAGUCCCCCCCGGAUCAGAUGACAGUCAGUCAAAUGAUGAAGAUGAUAAGUCAAUCUACCAGACAAUUCCCUGUAGGAAAUUAGGUUUUAAGCAGGAGGACGAGGAGGCCAAGAAGAAGGAGAGCGAAUUGAAAUCUAAAAAACCCGACAAAAAUGGAAAUAGCAAAGAACUGAAUGGUGCGACCAAUGGCUCCAAUGGUUCUAAUGGCAAAGUAGAGGACGAUGAUUAUGAACAGAAUGGAAACGACCAAUCAAUAACAGACUGUUCAAUAGCCACAACAGCUGAAUUUUCUCAUGACACAGAUGCAACAGAGAUAGACUCCUUAGACGGAUAUGAACUUCAGGAUGAGGACGACGGCCUCUGUGAGCAGGCGGAUCUACGGCUGUUUGGUCUUCCCGACAGCCGGAGAGAUGUGUGGGCGACAGACACAUUUAGGUCCUCGGACCGCUGUUUCCCCCAGUCCAAACUGGAAGUUAUUGAGGAGGAGAAAACCCCAGAAGAAUGUCCAAAGGAUGCUUGCCCAAAAGAUACCCCCUUAAAUGGAGGAAAUCCUGAUGAGUUUACUAACGGUGGGGUUAAAGGUCAGGAACUAAAACCCUCAGAUAAAGAGGGGUUUUCAGACACUUACUUUAGUUAUAAGUUAGAGGAGGAAUUUAACUCUCCUUUUAAGACUGUUGCCACCAAGGGGCUGGACUUUGACCCCUGGCCCAGUAAAGGUGGAGCGGAGGAAGUCGUUGACAUGGGAGAGACACGGGAUAGCAGUGGUGAGCCUAAGCCUUUUGGACUAGCAGUGGAUGAACAGUCUCAGGCCACCACACCCGACACUACCCCGGCCCGAACGCCGACGGACGAUAGCACACCGACGAGCGAGCCGAAUCCAUUCCCCUUCCAUGAAGGGAAGAUGUUUGAGAUGACACGCAGUGGUGCAAUUGACAUGAGCAAGAGGGACAUGGUGGAAGAGAGGCUGCAGUUUUUUCAGAUUGGCCCUCAGAGUCCCUGUGAGAGGACAGACCUCCGCAUGGCCAUCGUGGCCGACCACCUCGGACUCAGCUGGACCGAGCUGGCCAGGGAGAUGGAAUUCCCUGUGGAUGAAAUCAACUUCAUCCGAGUGGAAAACCCCAAUUCCCUCACAGCGCAGAGUUUCAUGCUCCUAAAGAAAUGGGUGCACAGGGAUGGUAAAAAUGCCACAACGGACGCUUUAACUGCGGUGCUGACUAAGAUCAAUCGGUUGGAUAUUGUGACUUUGCUGGAAGGGCCCAUAUUUGACUACGGUAACAUUUCAGGCACACGCUGCUUUGCCGAUGAUAACGCAGUAUUCCCGGAUCAGUCCGAUGGGUACCACAAUAUAGAUCUGGAGCUGCAAACCCCCACAGACCUGAACUACCAGCCCCCCACCCCGCUGCGCUCAGAAGGCUUCUUUAGCGAAGGCGAAUUUAGCGUAGACUCCCCUAGCAAGACCACGCUCACUAGACCUAGCGACCUCUCGCUCACACAGACCACCAGUACCUCCAGCAGCACCCCCCCGACCGUCGCCCAGGGCCCUGACCCCUGUGCCCCGGAGCCCCCCAUCGUUGGGGCAGAAGACACCAGCCUGACCGCCGGAGAAAGAGAGGAAGAGACGACGGGAGUGGCUUCUUAUGGUAAUGACAGAAGAACAGUAGAGAAAUCAGGAAACGGGACGGAGGCCGGGCGAGAUGUUGCUUUGGAGGAACGCCAAGAAGCAGGCGCUGCCUCCGACUCUCUGUUCGGAAACGGACGGCAGGAUGAAGAGGAAGAAGAGGAGGAGGAGAUGACCCAGGAGAGGCUGCAGAGUCUGCUGGAGGACAUCAAGCUGGAGGGAGGCCUGGAGGACGAGGAGAUGACGGAGGAGAGGGUGAACGCCAUCCUGGAACAAGUGCGGCAAGCAGAAAAAGUAGUGUGUUCAGUUCCAGGUUGGAGAGGAGAGACGUCCGACGCAGCCGCAGAGGCAUCAGCACAGCACGGCGCCAUGGGCGGGAGCCCUGACAGUCUGGCAGAUUCACUGGAGGAGCCGGCGCCUCCUCCGACCUCCAGACAGAACGGAGGUCACAGUGACGUAGCUAAGGAGAAGGAGGCCAAGAGGAAGGAGGAGAGCAGCACCGCGGGACCAAGCAGAGGACGGGACGAGGCCGGAGACAGGUCCCAGCACAAAGUCCAGGGGAGAGUCAGAGCUGAGGAGUCCAGCUCUGACGAGGAGACCACUGUCACCACCCGGGUGUUCCGCAGACGGGUCAUCCUCAAGGGAGAGGAGGCCAGAAACAUUCCUGGAGAGUCUGUGACGGAGGAGAAGUUCACAGAUGAAGACGGGAAUCUGGUCACCAGAAAAGUGAUAAGAAAGGUUGUGCGUCGUGUGGUCACCUCAGAGGAAAGAGAAGCCGCUGGUGAUGCUGGUGCUGGUGGUGUUGGUGCUACUGGUGGUGCUGGUGCUGGUGUAGCAACAGGUGGAGCAGACGCUGCUUCUCCUUCUCCUGGCGCAGGAGCCUCCGGGGGGAAGGGCAAGAAGAGAGGGAAGCGCUCCAGACAGGGCCACAAGGCGGAGAGGUCUGGAGAGGAGGCGCAGAGAGGGAAACCCGAGUCUGGAAACGGCGGCAACAAGAAACAAGGGAAGAAGAGUCAGUCCUAACGGCGGAGCUCUGAACUGAACCUGGUCCUCGGACGUCCACCUGCGACGCCACACUCGCCCUUCGGAGGAGAAACGGACUCGAGUCCCUGAAAAAACAAAGACGACGCCUUGUCAAUCAGCCAAACCACGUGUCUGACGCUUCCCCUCCACAACGCAUGGUCUCCUUCCACGAGACGACGCAAAAACAAGUUUCUUUCCUUUUGAUUUCGCAUGAGCAUGUCACCAAACUCACUCACUCACCGUCCCGGAGGCGACGCCACCGAAGGACACGCACGCCGGACGUGAGCUGGAACUUUCUUUCGUCUUUCACGAAACGAACGCGAAUCGUCUGCGGCCAAAGACGACGUCGACGGGGAAGAAAACUAAAAGAACAGGAAGACGUGCGAUUCUCUCUCUCUCUCUCUCUCUAUUUCUCUCAGACACUCGCCUUAUAUGGUCUAUUUUCUCCUCCUGGACCCCCCCGUGUUGGGCUGUACCACGUUGUUCUUUUAAAAAAAUUUAAAAAAAAGAAAUAUAAUAGUAAAUGGGGAGGGGGGGGAUUUUCUUGUAUAUAAAUGACACUGUAUAAAAAUCUUUUAAAAAAAAAGAAAAUCAGUAGCUUCACAGAUUGUUUAUGCACUGAUUUGAGUUGAAGCUUGGCAGAGUGGAUGCGUUUGUACCUGACGUGCUCGUCCCGAAGGAAACCGGUAAACAAAACUCUAUGGGAAACAAAUGGGACAACAACAAAAAAAAACCUGCUUGAUUUCAAACGGACGUUUCUUUAACAGCUUCUCCCGCUGCGUCUGUGGAACAUGGUCGUCGGACAAAUGAUGAUGUUGCUGCAUGUGACGUCGGGUUACUUUAACGCUUUUACUUUAGUUUCUGCCCUAAUUCAAAGCACUGUCAUAGGAUCUGGUAAUUCUGUCACAAUAACUCAACCACCUGUCAUCUAUUACUGUUUUUAUUUUUUUAUAACACACACACACACACUCCGCACCCAAGCAGCAAGAUAACAAAGCUUCAUUUUUACGCUUCAGCAAGUUACGGAGUGUCCCUGAACGUAACCUGCACUCCAACCCCCCCGCAGCCCCGCAGCCCCGUGUGUGUGACAUUUAAUAAAACCUCUUCCUGUAUCUCGUCUAUCACACUAGAAGUGAGUGUCGGCUUUUACGUCUGCUGUGGUUUUUUAACAAGGGGACUGUUUUAUUUUGACGGUUUGAUGAUUUCUAUCUUUAUUUCAUUUUACACUAGAACAGAGGAUUGUGUUUUUUAGCCCCGUCACUCGCAGCUGAUCCUUUUUAUUAACGACUAAAAUCACCACAAAAUAAAUCAGUGUUGAUCAAACAUUUAAAAUAUCGGAUUUUCUGUUCUUGUGUAAAUCUGUUUUAUUUUAUUUUUCAUACGAAGCCACCGUAAGAAUCCAUUGUUGAUGAUAAAUCUGGUACCGACAUGUAUGAUGAACCGACAUAGCUUACACUGGAUGAUCCAAGUAAUUAUUUAAGCAGAAAAAUAAAUUGUGUUUAAACUACAA